ACUGAUGGACUAAAGUAUAAGGCUACUGCUACGCCAGCUCUCUCUCUCUCUCUCUCUCUCUCUAUUUUAAAAGGAAGAGAAAGUCUCUCUCUCUCUCUCUCUCUCUCCAUUACAGAAUCGAGCGAUAACAACCAGUCAAAAACAGUAAACCUAACCCUAAAAAUCUCUCUCCACACACACGCACACACUCUCUCUCUCUCUCUGGAAACGCUAAGUCUUUCAAAAUCAGGGUUACUGACGACUAGGGUUUUUGGAUGUGAGAUCGUUCGGAUCCGUAAUGGCCGAUCUUCCCGGCGACGCCAGCGGCAGCAGCGAGGGCUUCUCCCCGGCAGCGCCGAGCAAUGGCCGUACGGAUGCGACGCCGAUGACGGUGUCGGGAUCGUUCAAGGGGUCGAGGAGGCGGACAUCGGUCCGGCCGAGCCUCGAUGCGGAUGAGUUCAUAAAUCUGCUGCACGGGUCGGAUCCGGUCAAGGUGGAGUUGAAUCGGUUGGAGAAUGAAGUCAGAGAUAAGGAUCGGGAGUUGGGGGAAGCACAGGCGGAGAUCAAGGCAUUGAGGUUGUCCGAACGUUUAAGAGAGAAGGCGGUUGAAGAGCUCACUGAAGAAUUGGCUAAGGUGGAUGAGAAGCUCAAAUUAACCGAGUCUCUUCUGGAAAACAAAAAUCUUGAAAUUAAGAAAAUAAAUGAUGAGAAGAAAGCAUCCAUGGCUGCACAAUUCGCGGCAGAAGCCACCCUUCGAAGGGUUCAUGCAGCUCAAAAGGAUGAUGACAUGCCACCCAUUGAAGCCAUUCUUGCACCUCUGGAGGCAGAGCUGAAGCUCGCUCGUCAGGAGAUUGCAAAGCUGCAGGAUGACAACAAGGCAUUAGAUCGCCUCACUAAAUCAAAGGAGGCAGCUCUACUUGAAGCAGAAAGAACUGUCCAGAUAGCAUUGGCAAAGGCCUCGUUAGUGGAUGAUUUGCAAAAUAAGAAUCAAGAGUUAAUGAAACAGAUUGAAAUCUGCCAGGAAGAAAAUAAGAUAUUGGACAAAAUGCAUCGCCAAAAGGUUGCGGAGGUUGAAAAGCUUAGCCAAACUGUGAGAGAGCUAGAAGAGUCUGUUCUUGCUGGUGGUGCAGCUGCAAAUGCCGUGAGAGAUUACCAACGGAAAGUUCAGGAGAUGAAUGAUGAGAGGAAAACCCUUGACAGGGAACUGGCCCGCGCGAAGGUGACAGCAAAUAGAGUUGCUGUAGUAGUAGCAAAUGAAUGGAAAGAUGCUAAUGACAAAGUAAUGCCUGUUAAGCAAUGGCUUGAAGAUAGAAGAUUCUUGCAGGGAGAAAUGCAGCAACUUCGAGAUAAACUUGCUGUAGCGGAGCGAACUGCAAAAUCUGAAGCACAGCUGAAAGAAAAAUAUCAAUUGCGACUGAAAGUACUAGAAGAGGGAUUAAAAGCACCCAUGAAUGGUAAUAAUCGCGCUAGCUCAGAGGGUAGAAGUGUAAGCAAUGGACGUUCACGCCGGCAGUCGCUGGGUGGAGCGGAGAGUAUCUCCAAAUCAACCUCCAAUGGCUUUUUAUCGAAGAGAACACCAUCAUCCCAGUUGAGAUCCUCACUUACUAGUAGCACCAGUACGGUAUUGAAACAUGCAAAAGGAACAUCAAGGUCAUUUGAUGGUGGCACCAGGUCAUUAGACAGGGGUAAAGUCCUCUCUAAUGGGAUUAGCUUAAACCGUUCUCUCAACAAAUCUUCUGAGGCAACUAGAGACAGUGAGACGCCUAAUGCUCGGAAGGAAAACUCAGAUGAAAAACUGAAUGAAUUCUCUAGUGUUGAUUCAAAUGAUAGUGUCUCUGGAUUGUUAUAUGACAUGUUGCAAAAGGAAGUCAUUUCUUUGAGGAAAGCCUGCCAUGAAAAAGAUCAAAGCCUUAAAGAUAAGGAUGAUGCAAUUGAGAUGUUAGCGAAGAAAGUAGACACACUAACCAAAGCAAUGGAGGUUGAGGCCAAGAAAAUGAGAAGGGAAGUAGCUGCAAUGGAGAAGGAAGUAGCUGCCAUGCGCGUGGAUAAAGAGCAUGAAAAUAGGGCCAAGCGCUUUGGUAGUUCCAAAGCCCCUGUGAAUGGUUCUCAGUUGCUCCCUGGGAGAAAUGUUUCGCGAAGUGGGCUGAUGCGCAACCUCCAAUGACAUGACCCCCAGUUCGAAGGUGGUAAGGAACAUCCACAUAGGCUUUCAAUUCUUUCUGUUUCUGUUUUCAUUGAUUUCCAAGAUGGUAACCGGCGGCCGUGCUGAUGAAUCUGUGAUCAUGGAAUUUGCGUGGGAAAGGAAAAAUAUCGGAGGAAGAUAUCGGUCCGCUUCUGACUUUGACUGUUUCUGUAUUUGAGGUAGUUCAAAAAGAAAAAGAACAAGAAAAAAAACAAGACAUUGAAGUUGGCUAACCUUUUGGCAGGUUUUUGUUUUUGAUGGGACAGUGCUUGCUUGGUUGUAUAGGUUGUUGGGAGGGAUUUUUCCCACCUUACCUUUUUCUGUCUUAAUUUUUUUUUUUUUUUCCUGUUGUUGUAAUUUGUAAUCUGUAGCAGUGUGAUGGUGGGUUGCAUCUCGGGUUGUGAAUAUUUCUUUUAAUCAGAUUCUUAGUGCUGUCAUGGUGUGUUAAUCUCA
Molecule: messenger RNA, 2614 nt
Organism: Magnolia sinica
Lineage: Eukaryota; Viridiplantae; Streptophyta; Magnoliopsida; Magnoliales; Magnoliaceae
Product: microtubule-associated protein 70-2-like
Exons: 11
Coding region: 278-2143 (621 amino acids)
Biological process (GO): cytoskeleton organization
Molecular function (GO): microtubule binding
Source: RefSeq, a predicted model, not a curated record